AUGCUUUGUACGGAUACUCAAAGUAUUGACUCAAAAACAAUAAUUCGUGCUCGGGGACUUCCUUGGCAAGUAUCUGAUUUGGAUGUAGCUCUUUUUUUUGCUGGGCUGGAAAUUGCAAAAGGCGGAGUAAUUUUAUGUCUUGGACCUGAAGGAAGGCGAAAUGGGGAAUGUCUAGUUAAAUUUGAAACUCCAGAAUAUAGGGAUUGGGCUCUUGAACGGCAUAGAUGCCAUUUAAGACAACGCUAUAUUGAAUUAUACCGUUCAAGCGCUGAUGAUUUUGUGAGGCAUGCUAUAGGAAUAGAUCAUUGCGCACUAAAUUUUGCUCAACUUGCUGACCAACAAUCUCAACAAAAUUUUCAUCAAGCAAUGAUUGUUCGUAUGAGAGGCCUUCCAUUUUCUGCCACGGAGCAACAAAUUCGUGACUUUUUCUCAACUGAUGGCCUUCCCAGUGGAAUUCUCCAAGAAGGUGUUCUUUUUGUCCAGCGACCCGAUGGACGGCCAUCUGGUGAUGCUUUUGUUCUUUUUUGUGAUGAACAAAGUGGACGUAGAGCUUUAUUAAAACAUCGGCAAAGAAUGGGGACUAGAUAUAUAGAAUUGUUUAGAACAACACAAGCAGAAGUUCAGCAACUUUUUAAUUCUAAACAACAAAUUAUUAAUGCUCAAGAAAAAAAUUUAGGAGGAGGGGGAAUUUUAACAAAUAAUAAUUUGGUUAAUAAUCAAAAAACACAAACAAUAAUAACUUCAACAACUAGUAGUGCUUCCAAUGGAAUAAUUAAUACACUUCCCCCAAUUUUUGCCCCACCAAUAAACACAUCAGUAGCAACCUUUAUACCUUUUGGCAAACCAACACCUCCUCCCUUCAAAAAUGGUCGUCGGCGUGAUUGCCUCAGACUAAGAGGCCUUCCAUACGAAGCACAAGUGCAACAAGUUGUUGAAUUUUUGGGACCCCAUGCAAGGCAUGUACUUUUUCAAGGAGUACAUAUGAUUUAUACUUCUAUUGGUCAUCCAAGUGGUGAAGCUUUUAUUCAAAUGGAAUCAGAACAAGCUGCUUCCAAUGCCUCACAAGAAUGUCAUAAUAAAUAUAUGGAGCUUGGGAAGAAGAAACGUUAUAUCGAAGUUUUCCAAUGUUGUGCUGACGAUAUGAGUCUUCACUUAAAUAUUUUACAACAAUCACCUCCAUUAAUACCUCCAUCAGCAGCCCCAAGUUUACUACCAACUCCUCAUUCCCCUUUAAUUCCUCUACCUACAAAUGGAACUUCCCCUCUUUUUUCAUUGCCAGCUACAAAUCCUUUUUUGGCAGCAUUUGCUGCAGCGACUAAUGUUGGAGGUAAAUUAAUUAAUUAA
Meloidogyne enterolobii is the source of this 1344-nucleotide messenger RNA. Lineage: Eukaryota; Metazoa; Nematoda; Chromadorea; Rhabditida; Meloidogynidae. The record is from the annotation of a GenBank genome assembly.